Messenger RNA from Striga asiatica, 1691 nucleotides. The record is from the annotation of a GenBank genome assembly. Lineage: Eukaryota; Viridiplantae; Streptophyta; Magnoliopsida; Lamiales; Orobanchaceae.
AAAAAAAUGAGGGGGACCAAAUACCAAAGCACAUAUUUUACUCCCCAUAUGUUUCGAACAUUUUUUCUUUUAAAUCAUUAAAAUUUACGGUCAACCAAAAUUAGACUAAUCAAUUUAUGCAAAAUAGUCACUUUCUACUCGAUCCCUGAUAAUAAAAAUUAUUAUAAGCCAAUGUUCUGGUCAUGUCACCUAGAAAAAUAAACCCAAUCAUAAGAACCAUCCCAACAAAUAAACCCAGCUACUUCCGCCACCGCCUUCUGAACUCCGGCCGCCGGGCCCUCUCCACCUCGCCCUUCUCCGCCAAACCCCCUUCGGUCCUCGCCACUGACGUCAUUAAGUCUUAUUUCCAGGCGGGCCUGGUCAACGAAGCCCGUAAGCUGUUCGAUGAAAUGCCUGAGAGGGACGUUGUGGCCUGGUCGGCCGUGAUCGGUGGCUACGCCUCCUGCAACCUUCACACGCAUGCCUGGCUCAUGUUCCGCGAGAUGCUCAGGGAUGACGGGGCGGGCGAGGUGAGCCCCAACGAGUUCACUUUCUCAAGCGUGCUCAAGGCCUGCAAGGGCAUGGGCUCGCUUUCCUCUGGGGCCUCAGCGCAUGGGCUGGCAGUCAGGCAUGGCGUGCUUGGGAGCAUUUAUGUGGCCAACACGCUAUUGGACAUGUACGCCGCCUGCUGCUGCUGCAUGGGCCCGGCCCAUGCAGUUUUUGAGGAGAUUGAGGUUAAGAACUCGGUUUCGUGGACUUCUUUGAUCACGGGCUAUACGCAUAAGGGGGACGGCCAUGGCGGGCUAAAGGUUUUUCGACAGAUGUUAGUGGAGGAGGCUGAACUGAACCCAUUCAACGUCUCCAUCGCUAUCCGAGCCUGUGCCUCGGUCGGCUCCCAACCCUACGGUCAGCAAAUACACGCCACCGUACUCAAGAGCGGCUUCGAAUCCAACAUCCCCAUCAUGAACUCCAUCCUCGACAUGUACUUCCGUUGCGCGGGCCCACCCGACGCCACCCGCUUCUUCCACACUAUAAAAGAACGAGACAUAAUCACUUGGAACACGAUGAUCGCGGGCCACGAGAAGCCCGACCCUCACUCGGCCCUCACCCUCUACUCGACCCUACUCUCCCUCAAUUCCCCUUCCCCCAACUCCUUCACCCUCACCUCCGCAAUAUCCGCCGCCGCCAGCCUGGCGUCCCUUCCCGCCGGGCAGCAGCUCCACGGAGGCGCCAUCAGGACGGGCCUAACGUCAGACCUCGGCGUCGCCAACUCGCUGAUCGACAUGUACGCAAAGUGCGGGAGCAUCUCGGGCGCGCGCGCGGUCUUCGACGGCAUGAUGCCGGAGGAGAAGAGCGUGGUGACGUGGACGUCGAUGAUGAUCGGGCACGGGAGCCACGGGCAAGGGCGGGAGGCCGUGGAGCUUUUUCGGGAGAUGGUGCGGGCCGGGGUGCGGCCGGACAGGGUGGUGUUUGUGGCGGUGAUCAACGCGUGCAGCCACGCAGGGCUCGUGGAUGAGGGUUUGUCGAUGUUUGAGUCGAUGGGGAGAGAGAAGAAGGAGGCGGGGAGGAGCUGGGUGGAGGUGGCGGGGAAAGUGUGGAGUUUUGUGGCGGGGGAUAAGUUGGGCCCGCGUGUCGAGUGGGUCUACGAGACGGUCGACAUGCUGGCGUUGCAUGUUAUGGAGACGGGAUGUGAUUGGGAGGACGGGACAUGA